AUGACUGACACAUAUGUCAGCCGUUUGUUUAUGUAUCUCCCUCAAAGUCUGCGUUACAAUCCAAAACGACGUAAAGUAUUCAAUCCAUACAUGUUGGACACUUCAGGUGAUCCUAUCAUAACCAUAGAAAUGUAUGAUUGGCUAACACGCCGUGUAGAAAUUGACGUUAAAUUGAGUGAAUUAAAAGAUCCCUUAAAAAAGACAUCACUGGUAACUUGGGUUAGAGAUACUGGUGGUAAAUCGGACAAAAGUAAGUUUUAUGUUGCAAAAAGUUUAAUGAACCAAGAUCCAUUCUCUAAAGGAUUAGUGGAAUGGAUUGAAAAAAAUAGUAAAAAAAUUUCAUCAACAAAAGCUUCAAAAGGACUAAAAGGGUGA
Molecule: messenger RNA, 375 nt
Organism: Dentiscutata erythropus
Lineage: Eukaryota; Fungi; Glomeromycota; Glomeromycetes; Diversisporales; Gigasporaceae
Source: the annotation of a GenBank genome assembly